AUGACGAAGAUGAGGGCUGGGGCUCUUGCUCCAGGAGAAGACCUGGAUUGUGGGAGCCUGGAACUGGAUGAUAUAAAUUCACCAGAAGGUGGGACCAAGUGCAAGGUGAACCAAAGGAAAGACAAUGAUUGGACAUUUGUCAGAGGACAGAGACCACCAGGACAUCCUCUGGAUGUCCAGACCCCCAAGGAAGGAACCCCAUUAGGCUAUGGCUGGCUGAGGAUCCAGGGUCCCUCCAAGGAUCUGGAGACCAGGGGAAAGACCCCUCUGGCAGAAUUUCAGAAGAAAUUGCCUAGGAAUCUUCUCCACCGAGGGACUUCCCUGGCCCUGCGCACUUCCUCUUCAUCCUCCAUCAGCCACAGGAAAUAUCUCCACAUUGAAGACUCUCUACACAGCCUGAAAACAGAACUGCCCGGCCUCUCCUCUGCGGAAGCUGUUAUUGCUGGCAGACCGCACCGAGAAGCAGUACGAGGACCUCUCGUGGAGGGAAAUGGUCAUUUACUCAAGAGGAGCUGCUCCAGAGACGUGGAGCAUGCUCCCAUAUGCACGCGUUUGGGCCACACGUGCACAGGCAUACUACAAAAAGAAACCUGGCAAGGCAGGAUUGUUUACAACCAGAGUCAAAAGGAUAUCCUCCAAGAAUGGUUUAAACAAAACCCUUACCCUGACAGAGCUACCAGGAAACAAUGGGCCAAAGAAAUUGGUAUUUCAGUUUCCAAAAUUCAGGUCUGGUUUAAAAACCACAGAUCAAAACAGAGACAACUGGAAUUGGGAUGCUCCUUAGGAAAAGACAAAACCCAAGGACAACACCAUCAUCAGCCUUGGACUCAAGGUGAAAAAAAAAACAAAAAAAAAACACGGGCUCAAAUGCAUUUCUUCAGCGGGACAGAGAGGUUCUCAGCAGGCAAGGUUCUGGGCCUUUUGGUCCUUUGGUUCCAAGCAUCCUCUUCUGUCACCAUUGGGGAUUCAAGGAGAGGAAGUGUAAUCAGCAUGACCUUCCCAGGCUCAAGUUUCCAGUUUAAACAUGAAAACUCUUCUAAAAGAUAUCUUCUGCUCCCAUGUUCUCCUUUAGAAUACUUACCAACAGCAGCCAGACAAGACUGGACAUCUGUCCCAAGAUCUCAAUCACACGUCCUACUUCAAGCCUCUGAGAGGAACCGAUUGCUUGACAUUACAACCAGGAAAAAACUGGCUAAAAAAACAGGCAUUCAGGAACCAAGAAUUCAAAUGUGGUUUCAGAACUAAAGAUCCCUAUACCCAGAACAGAGCAGAAGCGAGUCCAUGAAUUCCUUGGCAGAUGGCCCAAAUGAAAGACCAGAUCUGACAGCUCAACAAAAAUGCCAGAAUCACAUAGAACAGACUGGCCCAGGAGUAUUGUAGUUGAAGGACUAUUCUGAGCCUCGGCCUGAGCAUCAACACCACCAGUCGCAGGAUCUGCUACAGGUGGACAUAACUUACGUUCUGCAAAGGUGGGAUGAGGUCUGCCAGGCUCUGAUAGCAAAAUGGGAUCCUCAAGAAGGUACAUACUGAGAUACACACGGCUACAGCACAAUCAGCUGAGAACCAGCCCACUCCCUCAGCCAAC
Neogale vison (American mink) is the source of this 1585-nucleotide messenger RNA. It is a transcript of the gene DUXB, whose product is annotated as double homeobox B. Gene Ontology annotation, molecular function: DNA binding. The record is from RefSeq and is a predicted model, not a curated record. The transcript is spliced from 9 exons. Lineage: Eukaryota; Metazoa; Chordata; Mammalia; Carnivora; Mustelidae.